This is a messenger RNA of Aspergillus melleus, 507 nucleotides long. RefSeq lists its product as uncharacterized. The coding region runs from base 1 to 507 and encodes 168 amino acids. The record is from RefSeq and is a predicted model, not a curated record. The transcript has 2 exons. Lineage: Eukaryota; Fungi; Ascomycota; Eurotiomycetes; Eurotiales; Aspergillaceae.
AUGCUCCAUACGCCCGGUCAUACGCCGGACCAUUUGGUCGGGCUGGCUCGAGUGCAGCCGGAUUCAUUUGUUCUCAUGGGUGCGGAUUUCGCCCAUCAUCCCGGCGAAUUCCGGCCGUCAAAGGACUGCCCGCUUCCAGAAACCAUUCAGCAUUCGCCGCUGCCCUUUCACUCCCAGUUUGGGAGUGUCUGCCCCGGGCAUCUCUUCCACUCGAUCGGACGCCACCCCGGCCACAACGACAAGCCGUUCUUUCUGCCGGCCGAAAAGUACACGCACGACUUCGACGAGUGCUUGCGUACAAUUGACAGGCUGGCCAAGUUUGACGCCGACGACCAGAUUUGGAUCCUCAUAGCUUAUGAUCACACUCUCUUGCCGAUUUUCACUGGCGAGGAGGAUCGAGAUACCGGCUGGUUCUUCCCGCACCGCACUCUCAAUGACUGGCGACAAGCGGGACUCGCAGAGAGGGGGAGGUGGCGUUUUCUGAGCGACUUUCAACAUACUAUUUAA